GAGCCCCAAGCGGCCGGUGCAGCAUCACAGCUCCGCUCCUGCUUGGCUGCACCCCGAAAGCUCGGCUCCCUGCCCACAGCACCCCACAAGAGCCGCAGUAGCCCCGCACUGCACCUGCGAGGGACGGCUGGAGCCUCCCGUGAUGCAGAGUGUCAGGACCCCCAGCCUCCAACAGCUGCUCCGCUGGCCCUGCUCCUGCAACACAGCCUGGCCACGGGGUACCCCAUCUCCAUGAGCAUCACCUCGGUGGCUGCCCAUCACCUACGGAGACCUGCAGCCACCAACUCACUCGGGUACCAGGGAACUGGUGUCCCACAUCACCCCCGCCUUCGCCUUCUCCAGCCCACCCCGUGGGCUAGCUGAUGGCCAGUAGCCGCUGCUGAGCCCAGAUGCAGGGCUGGGAGAGGGACCCAGCACAGCCACUGUCCCUGUGCUUCAGAGGAUGGCGGCAGCAAACUGGUACCACCGGGACAUCAGCCGUGUGGUGGCAGAGGAGCUGCUGGCCAAGGCCGGGCGGGACGGCUGCUUCCUGGUGCGGGACAGCGAGUCGGUGUCAGGAGCAUAUGCCCUUUGCCUCCUGUUCCAGCGGCACGUCCACACCUACCGCAUCCUCCCCAAUGAUGAGGGGCUGCUGUCUGUCCAGACCAUCCAGGGCAUCCAAGCCAAGUGUUUCCGCACCCUCCCUGACCUGAUCAGUGCCUACCAGCAGCCCAACAACGGGCUGGUGAUGCCCCUGCUCUACCCCGUGCACCGGGCAGGGCAGGCGGCCGAGGAGGACUCGGACGGGGAGGAUGCCCGGGGCACUGGGCACACGGUGAGCGCGGUCCCUGCCAGCGCAGCCGCGGCAGGCUCAUGGCUCAGCGCUCCCAUCACCACCCAGACCCACAUCUCACAGCAGCUGCACCAGAGGCUGCAGGAGCAGGUGCACAGCAGCCCAGCCAGCGACUUCAUGGGCUUCAUGGCUGAGUACCUGAACCACCACGUGCAGCUGGACCUGGAGGCGCUGCGCCACGGGCACCCGCAACUGCGUCACCUCAGCACCGCGCUGGUCACUGCCUGCCGCGCACUGCACAGUGAGAUCGACUUCACUCUGGCUGGUCUGGAGACACUGGCCAGGAUGUUCGACCCCCCCAUGUCCCCUCACAGCCCAGCCAGGGAGCAGGUGACCCCCCCCGCGGCCACCACAGCCCCCAGCCACCUGCAGGGUCUCCUGACCAGCGACCCAGACCUUGAGCUGCUCCUCAACAAGAUAUCUGCCGUCAACCAUCUCCUCUCUUCACUGGAGAAGAAGGUGCUGAAGUCGCUGCAGGAGACGGUGUCAAGGCACAACCUGGCACUACCUAGCAUGGCAGCGUCCCCCCCGCCAGCCGCCAGGCCCCUGGCUGUGCAGAGCUUUGAGGUGAAGGUGGGCAAGUCGCAGCGGGCAGCCCUGACGGUGGACGUGCAGUCGGGCACAGUGGCCAUCACCAAGCAGGGCAGUGGGUCCCCGGAGGAGACCAUCCCACAGGACAAAAUCCUGCAGCUGAUCAAAUACCAGAGCGUGCAGAGCAAGGUGAGGCUGCUGUAUGACCGGGAGCCACAGAAGAGCCUCAGCAGAGACUUCAUCUUUCCCAGUGCACGGAAGCGAGAGGCCUUUUGCCAGCUGCUGCAGCUGAUGAAGAUCCAGCACUCCAACCUGGAAGAGCCUGACCUUAUCUCAGUGUAUGUCGGGACGUGGAACAUGGGCAGCACGCCGCCACCCCGCUCCAUCGCCUCCUGGCUGACCUCGAGGGGCUUGGGGCGCACGCAGGAUGAGACCACUGCCUGCAUCCCCCAUGACAUCUACGUUAUCGGCACCCAGGAGAAUUCCCUGGGUGACCGCGAGUGGGUCGAGUUCCUCCGCGCAUCGCUCAAGACCCUGAUGGCCAUCGACUACCGAGUGGUUGCCCUGCAGUGCCUCUGGAGCAUCAAGAUUGUGGUGCUGGUGAAGCCCGAGCACGAGCGGCGCAUCAGCCACGUCCACACCUCCAGCGUGAAAACAGGGAUUGCCAACACCCUGGGGAACAAGGGAGCUGUUGGUGUCUCCUUCCUCUUCAAUGGCACCUCCUUUGGCUUCGUCAACUGCCACCUGGCCUCUGGCAGCGAGAAGACCCACAGGCGGAACCAGAACUACAGUGACAUCCUGCACUCCCUGGUCCUGGGGGACAAGCGGCUGGGGGGCUUCGACCUCACCCUGCGCUUCACCCACCUCUUCUGGUUCGGGGACCUCAACUACCGCCUGGACAUGGACGUGCAGGACAUCCUUGCCCACAUAACCAAGAAGGAGUUUGAAGCUCUCCUGGCUGUCGACCAGCUCAACCUGGAGCGGGAGAAGAACAAGGUGUUCCUGCGAUUCAGUGAGGGUGACAUCUCCUUUCCCCCCACCUACCGGUAUGAGCGGGGCUCCCGGGACAGCUACAUGUGGCAGAAGUUCAAGCCCACAGGGAUGAGGAUCAAUGUCCCCUCGUGGUGUGACCGCAUCCUGUGGAAGUCACACCCGGAGACCCACGUGGUCUGUAACUCCUAUGGCUGCACCAAUGACAUUGUGACCAGUGACCACUCGCCCGUCUUCGCCACCUUCGAGGUGGGAGUGACCUCGCAGUUUGUGCCCAAGAAGGCUCCCGGCUCCAGCCCCGAGCCCCUGGCCUGCAUCGAGUGGGAGAGCAUCGAGGUGAUUGUGAAAACCACCAGCCGCAGCAAGUGCUGCAUCGAGUUCCACUCCUACUGCCUGGAGGAGGCCCAGCGGAGCGGGGAGAACACCUUCCAGAGCUGUGACAUCCCCGGCUUCCUCAAGCUGGGCUGGUCCGCAAAGCAUCUGCCUGUGCUGAACCCCAUUCUGCCAGACUUGGAGUACCUGGUGGACCAGCACCUGCUCCUCAGCAUCAAGGGUGUGGAGAGCUGCGAGUCCUAUGGUGAGUGCUGCAUCGCAAUGAGGUCAAUGAUCAGCAGCAUGGCCCAGCAGUUUGAGACCUUCCUCUUCCACCGUGGCGAGGAGACGGGCUCCAUACGUGGCUGGAUGAAGGUCCGGGUCCCCAAGGACACGUGCGGCACCCGUGAGAGGCUCUAUGAGUGGAUCAGCUUUGAGGAGGAGGAUGCUGAGCCAGCGGCAGACACCCCAAUGUGCCCCAAGCCACCCCGGCAGACCCUCAGGAGCCGGCCCCGCAGCCUCCCGGAGCCGCCUGCUGGCUACACCAACCCAGCCUACUUCAUCUUUGAGGGGGUCCCCAACACAUGGGGGCUGGCCCCUGGCACUGGUGAAGCCCACACCAAGCAGGCAGAGAGCCCGGCCAGGGGUCCGCAGCACCAGAGCCCCCUUGGGGCACGGGCCCCUUUGCCCUCGGAGGAGCAGCAGUGGGGCAGCCAGCCCCACCGUGUACCAGGGGGUCCACCCCGUGAGUGCCCACUCAGCCCCCUUCGUGUGGGCCAGCAGAAGAGACCCAAAUCAGCCACGCUGGUGAGGGACACACCGGGGCUGGGCGACUGCUCACUGACAGCGCUGCACAUGGCCUCCUGCCUGAGCCAGAUGGACUGGGCAUCCCCUGGGGAUGGAGGGGACAGCCAGGAGAACCUGCUGCACCCCAGGACCCUGCUGCACCAGGCCCACAGCACCCUGGAGCCACCCCCACGGCCCUGCCGGGAGGUAUCGAGGUGCCUGCCAGGUGCUCGCCAGUACAGCCCCUCCAGAGAGUGGCCUUGCAAGAGGGGUGAAUGGUCCCGCAGCACCAGUGGGUGCCUGGGCCACCUCAGCUUGCAGCAGGACAAGGAACGGCUGCAAGAGCAUGGCUGGGACCACCAGGAGAUCUUCAGAGAUGUCACGGAGCGGGACCUGCCGGAGGCUGGGGCGCUCAGCCCGAGCCAUCCUCAGCUCAUCCAUGGCACCGUGGUGAGCCUGCCGCAGAGACCCAGCCUCGGACCCAGCGCCUAGAGCAUCCAUCCCCACCCCAGCACCAGUGUGCGCUCUCCUAUGGAGCUCCCAAGG
Neopsephotus bourkii (Bourke's parrot) is the source of this 3997-nucleotide messenger RNA. It is a transcript of the gene INPPL1, whose product is annotated as inositol polyphosphate phosphatase like 1. Gene Ontology annotation, biological process: phosphatidylinositol dephosphorylation. Gene Ontology annotation, molecular function: phosphatase activity. The record is from RefSeq and is a predicted model, not a curated record. NCBI's taxonomy places the organism in Eukaryota, Metazoa, Chordata, Aves, Psittaciformes, Psittacidae. The coding region runs from base 443 to 3943 and encodes 1166 amino acids. The transcript has 28 exons.